AUGGUCCAGCAUCAUAUCCUGGCCAACUCGCUAGGUCAAGGCACAAUUCCCCAUACCCUAACGCAUACCCCCGGGCACUCACAGACUCAUUUCGACCAUCGAGGCUCGAUUUCAACGGAACGCACAUCAUUUAGCGACUUGAGUAAGCGGGGGGAUAGCUUGGACGUUCUACCGGAAGAGCCCAUGCAGCCGAGGCUAGUGAAAAAGACGCGGGGGUCGUACAAACUAGCAGAUUUUGUGAUUCAAAGGACACUCGGGACGGGAAGCUUUGGGCGGGUGCAUCUCGUGCAAAGCAAACACAAUCUCCGAUUCUACGCCAUCAAGGUGCUGAAUAAGGAGAAGGUGGUGAAGAUGAAGCAGGAAGCGCACACGAACAACGAGCAGCAUAUCUUGGAGUGCAUCCAGCAUCCGUUCAUCGUGAAUCUAUGGGGGACGUUCCAAGACUGCACGAAUCUGUACAUGGUGAUGGAUUUCGUCCCUGGCGGGGAAUUGUUCACGCUGCUACGGAGAUCUAACAGGUUCCCGGACCCAGUGGCGAAAUUCUACGCGGCAGAGGUGGCGCUGGCGCUGAACUAUCUGCAUAGUCUGGACAUCAUAUAUCGGGACCUCAAGCCUGAAAACAUACUGCUUAAUAUUGACGGGCACAUCAAAGUCGCAGACUUUGGGUUCGCGAAGAGCUGUGAUACAACGACGUGGACGCUGUGCGGGACGCCCGACUACCUCGCACCUGAGAUCAUACAGCAGCAGCGAUACAACAAAUCCGUGGACUGGUACGCUCUAGGCAUCCUCAUCUUCGAGAUGCUUUCCGGGCUCCCGCCGUACCACCAACCCGACGCCAACCCCGUCCUCCUGUACGAAAAGAUCACGCGUGGCCCCGCCUUCAUAAGGUGGCCGACCUUCCAGCCCCUUGCGACAGAUCUGAUAUUGAAGCUGAUGGAGAGCGAUCCCAGCAAGCGGUACGGCAACAUGAGAAGCGGGGCGGGGGAUGUGUUUUCGCAUGGCUGGUUUAAGGAGGUCGAUUGGGUCAGGCUGAAUGCGCGAGAGAUUACGGCGCCGUAUUUGCCUAAAGUUAGAAGCGAUGGCGAUGCCUCAGCUUUUGAGAUGUAUGCAGAAGACGAUUCGGCCAAGUUGUACGGCGUACCAGCGAACGAUCCCUACGGGCCGCUAUUCACAGGCUUCGAAUAUUCCGCGACGCCUGUAUCGCAGAUGGCGCAUAUACACGUAUAG
Pleurotus ostreatus (oyster mushroom) is the source of this 1227-nucleotide messenger RNA. RefSeq names its product camp-dependent protein kinase catalytic subunit (gene PKA1). NCBI's taxonomy places the organism in Eukaryota, Fungi, Basidiomycota, Agaricomycetes, Agaricales, Pleurotaceae. The transcript has 4 exons. Gene Ontology annotation, biological process: peptidyl-serine phosphorylation. The record is from RefSeq and is a predicted model, not a curated record. Gene Ontology annotation, cellular component: cAMP-dependent protein kinase complex; nucleus. Gene Ontology annotation, molecular function: cAMP-dependent protein kinase activity; ATP binding. The coding region runs from base 1 to 1227 and encodes 408 amino acids.